UACUCAAAUUACUUUCUGUCGAUCCAAAAGCUAACGGCAGGGGGAGACAAAGGUUUCCCUUUAAUUUUUAAACCCACAAAGAAGAAUCUGUCAGAGAAGAUGGCUCCAAGACGAAGCUAAUUGUUUAGCCGAUGUAAAUCUAUCCACCACCAACAGGCUGGAGACAAAAUUAUCAGAUAACCCGUUGAGACGAAUAAGACCCUGUCACUGAGGAACGAUGAGCCAGAGACGUGGCAUUCAUGUGGACCAAUCUGAGCUGCUCUGCAAAAAAGGAUGUGGGUUUUAUGGCAACACAGCCUGGCAGGGCCUGUGCUCAAAGUGUUGGCGAGAGGAAAACCAGCGAGAAAAGCAAAGGCAAAUUCAAGAGGACUGGGCUCUUGCUGAAAGGCUGCAGAGAGAGGAAGAGGAAGCAUAUGCAAGCAGGCAUCAGAGGGCACAAUCACAACCUGCGAUCACUCCCUUCAACAAGUUUGAAGAAAGGAAGACGAAGGAGAAGUCCAGCAAAGUCAACACAGUCACAAAGUUUUUCACUCCAUCAACAAAAACACCACCCAAAAAGGAUGCCGGUGCUGCUGACGCUCAGUCCACUCCGAGCUCCAGCUCCUCAGCCAGUCGCCAGCCCUUUCCAGACAGCGACCGUGCAACGCAAGAGUUUAUAGAUUUUCUGAAGUCGGUGAAGUCUGGCAGGGAAAUCUUUAAACAGUGUCGGGCUUUCACUGAGGGCAUGGUGUACAAGCGGGACAUGGGAGCCGACGAGCUGUCGGAGUGUGUGCAAGACUUCUACCAGAGCCUCUCAGACCGGCUUCACAACCAGUUCAAAGGUUCGACAGAGCAUGUAGAGAGGGUGAUGGAUGAAGUGGAGAAGUACAUGAUGACCCGACUUUACACGGAGGUUUUCUGUCCGGAAACCACAGACGACGAGAAGAAAGACUUGGCUGUUCAGAAGAGAAUCAGAGAUUUGCACUGGGUCACCAUAGAAAUGCUGUGCGUGCCGGUGGAUGAAGAGAUCCCGGAAGUCUCAGACAGUGUAGUCAAAGCUAUUACAGAUAUAAUUGAAAUGGACUCAAAGCAGGUACCCAAAGACAAGCUGGCGUGCAUCACCCGUUGCAGCAAGCACAUCUUCAACGCCAUCAAAGUGAGCAAGAAGGAGGCCGCGUCGGCCGACGACUUCCUCCCGACUCUCAUCUACAUCGUGCUGAAGGCAAACCCUCCGCGGCUGCAGUCCAACAUCCAGUACAUCACCCGCUUCUGCAACCCCAGCCGACUCAUGACCGGAGAGGACGGAUACUACUUCACUAAUCUGUGCUGUGCAGUGGCCUUCAUAGAGAAACUGGAUGGUCAGUCUCUGAAUAUGAGCUCUGAGGAGUUUGAGCUCUACAUGUCGGGCCAGACGUCUCCGAACUGGCCACGGCCCACCGCCGCCGCCUCAUCCGCAGGCGGCGCAGCCCAUACCCAGGCCCACAGCAGCCUGGACGUGCUAACCGGGCUCGGCGAGAGGCAGGAGCGGGUUGUGGAGAAGGCUCGGCAGCUGGAGAGCGACCUGAUAGACUGGACGGAUGAAGUGGAGCAGAAAGUUCAGAGCGCGCUGGAGAGCUUUCCUCUUGACACCCAAAGCACCACGACGAACGCGGCCGGCGGAACGACGACAACGGCGGCCGCGGCGUCGUCCGCGAUCGACUCUGAAAAUGUAGAGAACGAGCUGCUGCCCCCGCCGCUGCAGCCUCAGGUGUUUGCUGGUUGAUAGGAAAAUGUCUGCUCUGCAGAAAAAGCUCCUGGAGGUUCUACUCCAUCUUCCCGUGUGUUCUCUUUAUAGUCCGUAAGCACAUGUAGCGUCUGUUGGAUCUGGAGUGUUCUUCCAUCCGUCUGUUCCCUUUAGAUGCUAUAAAACAUGCUGAAUAGUUACCCAACUGCUAGAUUUGAACUGAGUGCGCUGAUUUACCUCCCUGAAGGAGGUAAAUCAGAAAAUGGCUUCGCUGUGAAGGCACAACGAUCUUCACUGCAAAAAAACA
Molecule: messenger RNA, 2009 nt
Organism: Xiphophorus couchianus (Monterrey platyfish)
Lineage: Eukaryota; Metazoa; Chordata; Actinopteri; Cyprinodontiformes; Poeciliidae
Gene: rabgef1l
Product: RAB guanine nucleotide exchange factor (GEF) 1, like
Exons: 9
Coding region: 218-1741 (507 amino acids)
Biological process (GO): vesicle-mediated transport
Cellular component (GO): endocytic vesicle; cytosol
Molecular function (GO): guanyl-nucleotide exchange factor activity; DNA binding; small GTPase binding
Source: RefSeq, a predicted model, not a curated record